Molecule: messenger RNA, 3151 nt
Organism: Notolabrus celidotus (New Zealand spotty)
Lineage: Eukaryota; Metazoa; Chordata; Actinopteri; Labriformes; Labridae
Gene: wscd1b
Product: WSC domain containing 1b
Exons: 11
Coding region: 709-2427 (572 amino acids)
Source: RefSeq, a predicted model, not a curated record
UCAAACAGAAGCGGGCUGCAGUGGAGCGCAGAUUUAACGCACCCUAGCAGCUGUCCGUGCACGGAGGGGGAGUUACAGACUGAAGUCUAGCCACAGGAGGAGGAAGUGAGGCCACGCAGUAUUAAUACUGAUUGUAAUAAUAACAGGAGCGUUAAACCCGGCGGGGGAGGCUGUGUCACUCUUUAUAACCUGGAUAAGAAACAAGCCCACAGCGAGGCACCUGUCAGCUGAGGGUAACAGCAAGCCUUCAAGAGACCGACGGAGAGCAGCACAGGCAGGGCUGAAAGAGACACACAGAGAGAGCGAGCUUAUAUAACAGCAGCUCUGGGAGAUGCCGGAGCCCCAGCCGAGCCGAGGAGACCUUCGCUGGACAGUCAAAGCGGGUGAAACAGCGAAGGAAACGGCCUCAAACGGAUCGCACGGUGCAGAGAUGCAGCGCGCGACAGUCCUCUGCUGAAGCUUUUCCCUGAGGGUCAUCCUGGAUUCAGAGCCCACAGCCUUGGAUAUUAAACCCUCUCUGUGGUGACACAUCCAUUGUUCCUCUGCUGCUUCUGGACUCUGUGCUGAUGAAGAACUGAGGCACAAUGUCAACACUGCUGCCAGAUGCUGCGGGUCUCUCCCAGAUUAUGAAGUCAUAAAUAGGUUACAGAAGUCCUCCCUUCUGAUCCAUGAGAUGGCUUCCUUCUGAGGUGAGAGACCGGAAGCAGGAUGGCGGCGCCCUUCUGCAGACUGCACUGCAUCCUGAAGCGGGCUCACAUGCUGCUGCUCUGCCUGGGCAUUGCCUACCUGAUGGCGGGCAGCAUCCUGCUCCUGCAGCGCUCCAGCAUCAGAGUCACCCAGCAGAACCUCGUCAGUCUGCCGCCGUUGUUCUCCCUCGCAGCCCCUCCAACUGCCUUCAGGGUUGCAGGUCUGGGCGUGAGGGCACGCUCCAGAUGGGCCACUCAGCCUGUUUACGGAGGGGGAGCCAAGGCAGGGAGACACUGGCCCUCAUCCCAAAGCCUGGGGGUCCAACACUUGCAUCGCCGCUGGUUUCACAAUCUGCUGCCAGAGAGUCCAGAGCAGAGAGUCUCUCUCCACAGGAACAGCAGACAUAAAGGUACCUACAUGGGCUGCUUCCUGCACAACGCCACCGAUCGAGCCCUGGGGGGAACGAUGCUUUAUGACCUGCGCAAAAUGACCAGCUCUCUGUGUCAGGACACCUGCUCAGAAAGUGGGUACCAGUUUGCAGGUCUAGAGUAUGGAGCUGAAUGCCACUGCGGGAACCGGAUCAGCAGCCCUCGGGCACCUGAGGAGGACUGUAGUCUGGUGUGUCGAGGGGAGAGGGGGUCUCCCUGUGGCGGUGUGGGCCGCCUCUCGGUUUAUAAAGUGGAGGAGCAGCUGCCCGGGCACAGAAAAUUCAGAAACGUUCACUAUCGAGGUUGCUUCAAGCUGCCGAAGAACACCCUUAGCACCUUCCCCAUCUUCUCCUCCCAGCCCAACCUGACCACUCAGGCCUGCAUCGAGACCUGCACUGACAAGGAGCUCCCGCUGGCCGUGUUCAAGAAGCCCCGCUGUUUCUGCACGUGGACGUCGACUCUGUUCAGCCUCAACCAGCAGUCUGACAGCCAGCAGUGUGCGGGGAACACUGCUGAGAACUACACCGGGAUCUCCACACCAUCAGCUCCCACUGAGCAAGAGCACUACCAGGUGUACCACACACCUGUGCUGGACUCCAGGUGCAAAGAGCGGAUGUUUCUGCCUCAGAGAUCCAGCUCCCUCGUGGCUCUGUCUAGUUUUCCUGGUGCAGGGAACACCUGGGUUCGGCACCUGAUUGAGCUCGUGACCGGCUACUACACUGGCAGCUUCUAUUUCGACGGCACACUGUACAACAGAGGUUUCAAAGGAGAGAAAGAUUACUGGAAGAGCGGCCGCAGCGUCUGUGUGAAAACACACGAGAGCGGUCAGAAAGAGAUUGAGAUGUUCGACUCUGCCAUCCUGCUUAUCCGCAACCCAUACCGCUCCCUCAUGGCCGAAUUCAACCGCAAGUGUGCUGGACAUUUAGGCCAUGCUACAGACGCACAGUGGAAGAGCAAAGAGUGGCCAGAGUUUGUCUCCAGUUACGCCCCCUGGUGGGCGUCUCACGCUCUGAGCUGGCUGCAGUAUGGACGCCACCUGCUGGUGGUGCACUAUGAGGAGCUGCAGCGUUCUCUCCUCCCUCAGCUCCACCUCAUCACUGCCUUUCUGAAUGUGUCCGUAACAGAAGAGAGGCUGCUGUGUGCUCAGACCAACCAGGAUGGACACUUUAAACGCUCAGGAGGACAGAGACCCUCUUUUGACCCUUUCACUGCGGACAUGAAGGACAUGAUUGACCCCCUAAUUCGUUCUGUGGACCAGGCGCUGCAGGGCAGGAACUUGAGCAGACUACCACAGGACUACUUCCCCAGAUGAUGAGGAGAACAGGUCAAACAGGUUUAAAUAACUGGUCCUGCAGAGAGAGGUUCUUCAUGGGAACCUUUACAGACUCUGUCUGAUGUGAGUGGACCACCUGACUCUUUGAUAACACACACACUGUGAAUGGCUGCAGAGUCAUGGAAACACUCUGGAGGUCAUAGGAAGAAACAUGAUUCAGUGUGAGUCUUGUGAGCAGGGAGGAAGACCUCGAGCAGGGCUGCUUCUCUGAGAGCCGGAACAUGACGAAGACUCAGAGAGGAUUUGACAUGAUUUGUUGGCCUGCAGAGUCGGGAUUAUCCAGCAAAGUGCCGACUGCACAAAUAUAAGUGUGUUAAUCCCUGAUGGACUCAAUCUGGAUGAAGAGGGUUUUCUCUGGCUCUUUAUAAUUUCACUUUAGGACAUUUAAUGUGUUUUUAUCAUACAGUAUACCCAUGUUACUCAAAGUUCAACUUCAUACUAACACAGAUGACAACCACAGCAUCAGCAUUACCCGGAUUAGACUGAAUUUGUGGGAAUCUGCCGGCUGCUACAGGUCUGCAAUCUUGUCGGAUUAAAGCGUCAAAGCUGUUACAUGAGGCUGAGAGGAAGCUCCAUACAAAUAGUUCAUGAACUCAGAAAUAUGAUUUGUGCUUUAUGCUUUAAAAUGUAAAAGAAAGGCUGUUUCUUUGAGUGGAUUAUUUCAUUAAAUUCCUUCAGUUGUUUACAAUGGCCUUACUUGAAA